Molecule: messenger RNA, 1683 nt
Organism: Perca fluviatilis (European perch)
Lineage: Eukaryota; Metazoa; Chordata; Actinopteri; Perciformes; Percidae
Gene: plin6
Product: perilipin 6
Exons: 8
Coding region: 54-1625 (523 amino acids)
Biological process (GO): lipid storage; positive regulation of triglyceride storage
Cellular component (GO): cytosol; lipid droplet
Source: RefSeq, a predicted model, not a curated record
UCAUCAUCAUCAUCUUCAUCGCUCCACUUCAACAUCAACAGCUUAACCUUCUGAUGGGAUUGGGUGAAGGAGAAAUGUCUCAACGUAAACAUCAAGAGAGCAGCGCCGUGCUGCGAGUCGCCGCUCUGCCAUUGGUCCGCUCGGCGCUGCAGUCGGUGACCUCGGCGUACUCGGGGGUCAAAGGUCGCUACCCUCUGCUGGCUCUGAUGGGGGAGGUCGCCGAGCUCGGCGUCCGCAGCGUCUCGCACGCCGCCAUGACACGCGCCACGCCGCUGCUCCAGAGUCUGCAGCCGCAGAUUGAAGUUGCCAACAGCUUGGCUCUGGUUGGUCUGGAGCGUCUGGAGAGAAACUUACCCGUCCUGCACCAAUCAACAGACGAGGUGUUGGGUCACCUGAGGGAUGCCUUCUUGCUGACGCUGGACGACGUGCAGCUCUGGUUGGCUGAUGGCGUUGACGGUGUCGUGGAUCAGCUGGCGCGAGCUUCCCGCGCCGCGCUGGCGGCCGUGCGGCUGCUGCAGGACGUCCCGGCAGGCCGCGCCGCCGCCACGGGAUUGGACAACGUGCUGAGUCGUCUGGAGGACGCCACCGCCUACUACCUGCCGCUAUCGCCAGAGCUGCGUGUGGAGUGGGAGAGGAGGGUGAAGGAGUUUGAUGAUGAAGAGGAGGGUGAUGAAGAGCCCAGUGUGUGGACGAGGCUCCGCAGCCUCCUGCUGAGUCUCAGCCUGCAGCUCUACGACCUCCUGCUGACGCUCAGGGAGACACUACACAACGCUGCACACAAGGUGGGUCUUGGUUGGGUCCUACAGACGGUCGGGCAGUUGCUGCAGUACCUGCAGAGCCUCCUGGUGGCGCUGGCCUACCGGGCAGAGCGUCUCCGAGAGCUGACCCUGAGCCAGCUCAGAGGCCGGGCCGCCAUGUUGGCUGAGCUGCGUCCCGUACGUCGGAUCAGAGAGCUGCCGCCUCAGAUCCAGCAGCCUCUCGGAGACCUGCUGGAACUCUCCCAGAUGCUCCUGCAGCUGGUGAUUAACGGCACGCCGCUCUACAACCUGCUCCAGCAGCCAUCUGCUCAGGAGGUGGAGGACUUCCUGAACCAGGACUUUACGGCUGACGGUUCGUCUCAUCGCAUUUCCACUAACAGUCUCUUCCUGAAGGCGAUGGACGGACGUCCUCGCCGCCGUCGGAGUCGCGCUGCCCGAGGCUCCGUGGAACCCCAGACCCCCGACUCCCCCAACGGCUGCCAGCGCUCCAGCCUGAAGGAGCUAACAGCCCUGAAGGUGGAGGAACAGUUGCUCGCUUCCGGCGCCGACGUUCACCGCAGGCCAUCCAAGAAGAUCUUUGAUAACCUGAGUCCCGAUAACGCAGACGAUGCCGCAAAAGCUGACACGGACGACGAAAAAGCUGAAAUUGCAGAAUCCGAAAAUGCUGAAAUUGCACAAUCUGAAAAAGCCGAAAUUGUAGAAUCCGAAAACACUGAAAUAGCCGAAAUUGCAGAAUCCGAAAACGCUGUAAAGCCGAAAUUGCAGAAUCCGAAAAUGCUGAAAUUGCAGAAUCUGAAAAAGCCGAAAUUGCAGAAUCCGAAAACACUGAAAAAGCCGAAAUUGCAGAAUCUGAAAACACUGAAAUAGCCGAAAUUACAGAAACCGAAAACACUGAAAAAGCCGAAAUGGCAGAAUCCGAAAACAC